UUUCGGUGGGAAGGUAGACGCUCGAAACGGUGAACUAUCCGGAAUGUUUCGGGCUAAAAAAUACUUAAAAGGAUAUAUAUUUUGCUUUUCAGUAAGGUACAAUUAAUUUUAUCACUCUGUAUGUUCACCUGCCUGUUUAUAUUAAGUUAGCCAACUUGUGUUGGCGUGAAUUUGAUUGAUUAGUCAGUGGAGAUUAUCGGCACAUUCAUGGCUUUGAUAGCGACUGACCAGGGCUGCAAACUGAACGGGACGUCGGCGAUUUACGGCAGAGUUGGACCAAGAAAAGAGGUGUUUCAAGGCAAAGCGGAGGGCUUUAAAAGUGCCAAGAUGCAGCCGAAAGAGACGGAGUAUUCAACAGAUGGCCUGCCCAAAGCUUUCCUGCACAGCCUGAGGACCCUGUUUGACAUUUUGGAUGACGGCGGACGGGGCUAUGUUCAUAUCUCGGAGAUCGAGAGCCGCUGGCAGGGCGCAGACACCCGGGACCUGCCGGGCGGCGUGCUGGGCUGCCUGAGGAGGGUCACCCCACCGCAUGGCUGCCUCACGUUUGAGCGGUUCGUUGCGGGGCUGCGGUACUCCAUGCUCAACCCGGAGAACAACUCCCACUUCAAGGCCCAGGCUGCCGUGUACCCGCAACAGGCGCCGAAGCAGCCCCAUAAACCCGCCGCGCUGUCCACAUGCAGCGUCGGAACACGGGUUGAAAACAAGGUCCGUCCCCUGGGGCCGAGCAACGUGACCAACACUCAACCGCACCGCUCGUCCUCCCUGCAGAGCCGGGCCAGGCAAGAGGAGGGGCCCGGGUACCCCGUGUGUGGACCGACCCCGUACAGCGCGGGCUUCGAGAGGUCCGGGCGGAGUUUGGAGCGGAAUUCCGUCGCUCCGGGGGGCGGGUGUUACCGGGCCGACCCGGGCAAUGUCACCAAGCCUACACAGCCUCAGCAGAGCCGGGUCAGGUCCAUUGAAUCGCUUGCUCUGGAGUCACCACAGCUCCACGGACAAAGUGUUGGGAAAUCAGGUUUACCAAGAUCUCAGAGUGAAUCAGCGACAGGAUUUACUGGUGGCUCCAGGCGACAUGGGCGCAGUCGGGAAGAGCAGAGGCGGCAUACCAUAUCCAACGGAGUGGAUUACGGAAUGCUGAAGCAAAUGAAAGAGCUGGAGCAGGAAAAGGACUCGCUGCUGGCGGGCCUUGAAGUGGUGGAGCGGGCCCGCGACUGGUACCAGGGCCAAAUCCACAAUGUCACAGAGAGACAGCGGCAGGUCGGACAGAGCUCCCACUGCACGGAUUUCUUCACAGAGGCUAAUCAGAGUCGCAUGAAUGCUCUAAUACCCAAACUGCAAGAAGUCAACCGCUGCCUUAAUGACCUUAUUUCCUGCACUGGGAUGCAGGCUUUUCCUUCCAGCGCUGCUCAGACGGCAGCGCUCUCAGCUAACCCCCAGCCUCCGGGUCCAGCUCCUCCACAAGCCAUCCAGAGACUGAAGGACCAGAACCGACUCCUCACACAGGAGGUGACAGAGAAGAGCGAGCGGAUCGCCCAGCUGGAACAGGAGAAGUCAGCCUUGAUAAAACAGCUUUUUGAGGCUCGAGCCCGCAGUGUGCAAGACACCAGCACCAUGGAUUCCACCUUCAUCUGACAGCAGUUACACUCCACCCAACACCUUACCACCACCAUGGUUCUGCUAGGAAUCAUCACAACGCUGGUCUGCAGCACAACUUUUAUAAGACUGAAGCUGACUGUUGUUUACCCACACCUGUAGCAGUGAUGCACCUUUAGCCAAGACACGACUGCAGCAGCAUGUGACCACUCCACCCCAACCAAACAUGCACUACCUACACGUGAACACUCCGAGGAAUACCUUACCCGAAUGACUUGACCCCAGAGCCCUUGACCCCAAAGACUCGUUAACUUGCUGCCUUUACGUUACCUGCAUGAACACCCAAAAAGACUAGACCACUUUGAAGAAACCGGUCAGGUCUCAUGAGAUCUCAUCACUCCAUUCCUUGCAGGAUUACAGCGUCUGCAAGAUCCCCAAUCCCACUCCCAAAAGACUGUUUAGUUCUGCUGCUCAUCUGCACAGGCAAUGGAAAAACUUUAACUUUGUGGUCCAAAAAGGACAAUAUGGGGGUGGCUUUUGUUGGAAUAAAAUGCCAUAUUCUUACAGUUUAAUAUGAAAACAAAUCAUCAGCUGCAUCUGCUUGCUGUGACCUAUCAUUUACAUUUUUGUUUAAAUCUUUUAAGUUUGGUACUUUGAUCUAAAUGAUGAUAAGAAACACUUUGCCCAUGUUUUUUCAGUAUUUCCUUCAUUUUAAUGUAAAUGAAUAAUAAUGUUUACCUGACCUUUGGCUUUUGGGGUUUUAAAGUGUUUAAUAUCAAACACUGAGAGACAGGAAGUACUGAAAAGUGCAGUUUUUGUAUUGUAGUAGCAUGUUUAAUGUUAAGACGUUUCAUGAGAUUUUUUUUUUUUUUUAAGUUUGAAAAAAGAGAUGAGAAGACAGCCUACAAGCCAUCGAGAUGUGGAGGCAGAGGCGGAUGAGAGAAGUUUGGAAGUUUGCACGUAGAAGAGAGCCGAGGAGGAUAAAACAUGGUAGACGGUGAAUGUGUUGGAGCUCGAGCUCCUGGGUUGGGAGAUCUUCUGAUGUCAUGUCAGAAACAAAGAAAUAAAAAUCACUUUGGCUAUCUAGUGCUACAUCCCCUGUAUGUCUUUUUACAGUUGAUUCUUCGUGUUUUCAGCUAAAAGUAUUUAUCUUCUGAAGAGAUUUUUGUUUGAAACCUGGAGAUUAAACGUUAGCACAGAUGUAAAGAAAAACCCAUUUUGUCCUCGUAAGUGUCUUUACCAGGUUGGCUCUAGACUAAAACUGUAAAAACAGCCAUCCACAAGUUUACAAGAGAAAUAUUUAGUUAGUGGGUGGUGGUAGAAAAAAAAGUUGUAGUUUUAUAAUGGAUCUGUAUGGUACUGCUGGGAUGAGCGCACUUAACGUAUUGUUGAUGUCUGUUUCCCACUUGUUUGAUUGUAUUGUUUCUUGCUGCUCCAACUGCAUUAUGUGAGUGAAACUCUUUUCCUUCUGCUUUCUAUCGAGAGUACUCAAACUUCAGAUAAAAAUGUAAAAUAAUAAAUACGACCAAACAAAC
Molecule: messenger RNA, 3125 nt
Organism: Chelmon rostratus (copperband butterflyfish)
Lineage: Eukaryota; Metazoa; Chordata; Actinopteri; Chaetodontiformes; Chaetodontidae
Gene: sapcd2
Product: suppressor APC domain containing 2
Exons: 6
Coding region: 208-1629 (473 amino acids)
Source: RefSeq, a predicted model, not a curated record